Molecule: messenger RNA, 585 nt
Organism: Caenorhabditis remanei
Lineage: Eukaryota; Metazoa; Nematoda; Chromadorea; Rhabditida; Rhabditidae
Exons: 2
Coding region: 1-585 (194 amino acids)
Source: RefSeq, a predicted model, not a curated record
AUGAAAUCCGGACCGUCCGCAGUCACCUCAACAUCUACAUCAUCAAUGCAUCAUUGGGUGCCAACCUCUCUCCGAGAGCCACCAAACAAAUAUCAGAAGAUCAGCAGCACCUCAUCAGCACCAGUUCAUGCUUCGCUCAAAAUGAAAACCACCGCAAGAUCCAGAAAGCGACACUCGCCAAAGGCAACCACACUCGACCCACUUCCAGCUAUAUCCACUAUCUUUGAUUCUGGAUCCUCAUCUCACAGCUCCAGCUCAAACUCAUCGUAUGGGUCAUACUGUCAGUUCUCCCCAGAAGGAUCCUACACCAUGUACCAUCUCCCGAUGAACUACAUUCCGUAUCUCGGAGAGCCAACCAUUACCGUAACCGCAUCAACUAGCACAAUGGCCAGCCCAGCUCCACUGAUGAAUUCUCCUCCGAUGUCGGCAGAUGAGCACAAGCCAAUCAACCAACCACUUUUCAUCCAGACAGCUGAAUACCCAUAUGACUAUUCCGUCCCAGACCCAACCGGUGGUUACCCUAGUAGUGCCACAAUUAAUGCAAGUCAGCUCUUGCUCCGUCCAGUUCCUAAUGGACAUGCAUAA